Molecule: messenger RNA, 333 nt
Organism: Prosopis cineraria
Lineage: Eukaryota; Viridiplantae; Streptophyta; Magnoliopsida; Fabales; Fabaceae
Product: nuclear transcription factor Y subunit C-2-like
Exons: 1
Coding region: 1-333 (110 amino acids)
Biological process (GO): regulation of DNA-templated transcription
Cellular component (GO): nucleus
Molecular function (GO): protein heterodimerization activity; DNA-binding transcription activator activity, RNA polymerase II-specific
Source: RefSeq, a predicted model, not a curated record
AUGAGGCACUCAGGAGCAUAUUCAGGGCUAAAGACGGGGCCUCACGCGCUGCCGUUAGCGAGGAUCAAGAAGAUAAUGAAGAAAUCUGGGGAUGAAGUGAAGAUGGUUUCUGGUGAGGCUCCCAUUGCUUUCGCUAAAGCUUGUGAGCUCUUCAUUGAGGAACUCACCCGAAGGUCAUGGAUCGUCACCACUCACUCCAAGAGGAGAACCCUCCUCAAAGAUGACGUCGCUUCCGCCGUCAUCGCCACCGAUCUUUUUGACUUCUUGAUCUCUUUGUUCACCCGCCGCCAUGACUCUACAGCCUUUCCCUCUACCACCGCCGUAGAAUCUUAA